UUUCGUUAAACCCUACACAAUAGCUGCUUCCGCACCUUAGAUUCACAUUCGAAUUCUCACACAUCUCCAUUUAAAGACAAGAAACUCAGAAAAAACCCCAAUUUCGUCGAUUGUAUAGGUCAUAGUUAACAAUAACUUUGUUUUGGCAGUAGAAAUAAACAGUGUUGGGUGGAAAAGAUGCCGCUCUAUGAUUGUAUGUUGCUGCUGAAACCCCAUGUGAAAAAAGAAAUGUUGAUGGAGUUGAUAGGACGAGUUGGCAUACAUGUUUGCAGAAGAAAUGGGGUUAUUACUGAAAUCAAAUCAUAUGGGACCGUUCAGUUGGGAUAUGGUAUCAAGAAGCUUGAUGGAAGAUACUUUCAGGGCCAAAUGAUGCAGUUGACAAUGAUGGCUACACCCAAUAUGAACAAGGAGCUACAUUACCUGAACAAGGAAGAUAGGCUACUGCGUUGGCUUUUGGUUAAACACAGAGACACAAAAUAUGGGGUGGAGAUUCUUAGUGAAGAAGAUGGAAAAGCUGAGCUUAGCAAAUUUUCCCAAAGCAGGGUUUCUGAUGAUGAGGACCUUGAUGAAGAUGAUGACGAUGAUGAUGAAUAUGAAUAUGAUGCGGAGCAAGAGGAAACGAAAGAUUAGUGAUCGAAUAUGUUCAUCCUUUUUCUAGUAAGGUUGAGAUCAUCUCCUUUUUUUUUUUUUUUUUUGUAUCAGUUAAGAGUAAUGAAACUUUUAAUUGUAAUUCUGCUGCCAACUGCUAAUCUAGUGUGAGCUGUAAGUUUAGUUCUUCUGGACCUUUUUGCUUAUUUUUCAGCUCGUAAACUAAAGGGACCUAAGAACAACUCUUUUUCUGGGACUUCCAUGUUAUGGAUUCACUUGAUUGUAGACAUUUGAGAAUGA
Molecule: messenger RNA, 888 nt
Organism: Pistacia vera
Lineage: Eukaryota; Viridiplantae; Streptophyta; Magnoliopsida; Sapindales; Anacardiaceae
Exons: 3
Coding region: 178-630 (150 amino acids)
Biological process (GO): translation
Cellular component (GO): ribosome
Molecular function (GO): structural constituent of ribosome; small ribosomal subunit rRNA binding
Source: RefSeq, a predicted model, not a curated record